This is a messenger RNA of Hordeum vulgare subsp. vulgare (domesticated barley), 660 nucleotides long. Its product is annotated as 23.6 kDa heat shock protein, mitochondrial. Gene Ontology annotation, biological process: response to heat. Lineage: Eukaryota; Viridiplantae; Streptophyta; Magnoliopsida; Poales; Poaceae. The record is from RefSeq and is a predicted model, not a curated record.
AUGGCUUUAGCUCGCCUGUGCCUCCGCACGGCCCUGGCCGGCCGCGCGGCAGCUACGGCGAGGCCAGCGUCUGCCAGUUCUCGCGGGAGACUGGACCUUCGGUCUCUCUUCUCGUCCGCGGCUGCUGACAGCGCCGCGGCCAAGGCUCCCCUGGAAGGAGAGACGAACCGCCGGGAGGUCGCCGUGGCAGACCGCUCCAGCUCUGCCACUGCUCGCGGCGGCCGUUGGCCUUGGAGAGACCUUCGGGACUUGGCCCCGUUCCGUCUCGUCAACGGGCUGGGGAGCGCGCUGUCGCACGUUGCGGAGACCCUGAGCCGGCCGCUGGAGCGGUGGCGGCCGCUGUUCGGGAAGGUGCGGGAGGACGAGGAGCGGUACAGGCUGCGGUUCGAGGUGCCGGGGCUCGGGAAGGACGACGUGCGGGUCACCGUGGAGGACGGCGCGCUGGUCAUCCGGGGCGAGAAGAGGGUGGAGGAUGAGCACGGUGGCGACGGCGAAUGGUGGUCGGCGAGCAGCUAUGGGUGCUACCACGCGAGCCUGCAGCUCCCGGAGGACGCGCGGGUGGAGGGUAUCGCGGCGGAGGUAAAGGACGGCGUGCUGUACCUGACGGUGCCGCGAAUGCCCGAGAGGGAGAGGAGCGUCACUGAGGUGAAGGUGCAGUGA